Messenger RNA from Didymella exigua CBS 183.55, 2718 nucleotides. RefSeq names its product peroxisomal multifunctional enzyme type 2. The record is from RefSeq and is a predicted model, not a curated record. Gene Ontology annotation, molecular function: oxidoreductase activity. Bases 1 to 2718 code for a protein of 905 amino acids. The transcript has 4 exons. NCBI's taxonomy places the organism in Eukaryota, Fungi, Ascomycota, Dothideomycetes, Pleosporales, Didymellaceae.
AUGAGCAGUGUGCAAGAACUGCGGUACGAAGGCCAGACCGUUGUUGUCACCGGCGCUGGUGGUGGUCUGGGUCGCGAGUAUGCGAUCUUCUUCGCUAGCCGCGGCGCAAAUGUCGUUGUCAACGACCUCGGUGCAAGCUUCAAGGGCGAGGGCGGCAACUCAUCGGCCGCCGACAAAGUCGUCGAAGAGAUCAAGUCCGCAGGCGGUAACGCGGUCGCCAACUACGACUCAGUCGAGAACGGUGACAGGAUCAUUCAAACGGCAAUCGAUGCCUUUGGACGCAUCGAUGUCCUGGUCAACAAUGCCGGUAUCCUGCGCGAUAUUAGCUUCAAGAACAUGAAGCAGGCUGACUGGGACCUCAUCUACAAGGUCCACGUCUUCGGUGCAUACAAGUGCGCAAGAGCCGCGUGGCCGCACUUCAGGAAGCAGAAGUAUGGCAGGCUCAUCAGCACUGCUUCGGCGGCUGGUCUGUUCGGCUCUUUCGGCCAGACGAACUACUCUGCUGCCAAGCUCGCCCUUGUGGGAUUCACUGAGACUCUUGCGAAGGAGGGUCUGAAGUACAACAUCCUCUGCAACGUCAUCGCCCCGGUCGCUGCCAGCCGAAUGACCGAGACCGUCAUGCCUCCCGAUGUCCUUGCCAAGUUGAAGCCUGAAUGGGUCGUCCCUCUCGUCGCCGUCCUUAGCCACAAGUCGAACACCAAGACCGGUGCCAUCUUCGAAGCCGGUGCAGGUCACAUUGCUGAGUUGCGCUGGGAGCGAGCGAACGGUGUUCACCUGAAGGCCGACGAGACUCUUACACCUGGUGCUGUUAUUGCUAAGUGGAAGGAUGUCGUUGAUUUCUCGAAGGCUGAGCACCCACAGGGUCCUCUCAAUGGCCUUGAGCUGCUUGAGGAGGCUUAUAAACUUCCUGCCAACCCCAAGGGUGAGGAGCUCGACUUCUCAGGCAAGGUUGCAAUUGUUACCGGUGGAGGUGCUGGUCUGGGUCGCAUCUACGCGCUCCAGCUGGCCAAGCGUGGCGCAAAGGUUGUUAUCAACGACCUCGUCAACCCUGACGAUGUUGUUCAGGAGAUCCAGAAGCUUGGCGGCCAGGCCGUUGGCAACAAGGCCGACGUUCAGAACGGCGAGGCCGUCGUCAAGACGGCCAUUGACACCUGGGGUCGCGUCGACAUCGUCAUCAACAACGCCGGUAUUCUUCGCGACAAGGCUUUCGCCAACAUGACUGACGACCAGUGGGACAUAAUCCACAAGGUCCACCUAUUCGGUACCUACUCAGUCACCAAAGCUGCGUGGCCAUAUAUGCUCAAACAGAAGUACGGCCGCAUCGUCAACACCACUUCCACUAGCGGUAUCUACGGAAACUUUGGCCAGGCCAACUACGCCUCGGCCAAGAGCGGUAUCCUCGGUUUCUCCAAGGCUCUUGCUCUUGAGGGCAAGAAGUACAACAUCUUCGUCAACACCGUUGCUCCCAACGCCGGCACACAAAUGACUCGCUCUAUUUUGCCUGAGGAGGCUGUUCAGGCUCUCAAGCCCGACUACAACGCCCCUCUCGUCAUCUUGCUUGUCUCUGACAAGGCUCCUGUGCCCACUGGCGGUCUCUACGAGAUGGGCUCUGGCUGGUUUGCCGCUACUAGGUGGCAGCGAUCCGGAGGUCACAAUUUCCCCAUUGAUGUCAAGCUCACCCCCGAGGCAGUCGUCCAGAAGUGGGAGCGCAUCACAAACUUCGACGAUGGCCGUGCUGAUCACCCCCAUGACUCCGCUGACGGUCUCAAGCCGACCAUGGCCAACAUGGACAACACCAGCAAGAAGAGCGAGAAGGAGAAGAAGCCUUCCAAGAGCAACGAGGAGAUCCUCAAGGCUCAGCAGACAGCUCUUGCUACCAAGUCGGAGGGCACUCCUUUCGAGUACACAGAGAGGGAUGUCAUCCUCUACAACCUGGGUAUCGGCGCCAAGCGUACUGACCUCCCCUUCGUCUACGAGGGCGACGAGAACUUCCAGGUCAUUCCCACAUUCGGAGUGAUCCCUCCCUUCAACGCCGAAGCCCCUUUCUCCUUCGACGAGAUCGUCCCCAACUUCGACCCGCGCAUGCUCCUGCACGGCGAGCAGUUCCUCGAGAUCCGAAAAUUCCCCAUCCCCACCGAAGCCAAGCUCAUUGCGGUCCCCAAACUCGUCGAAGUCGUCGACAAGGGCGCUGCAGGACUUGUCGUUUACGGCUCCGUGACAAAGGACGCCAAAACAGGCGAGGAGAUCUUCUACAACGAGUCCACAGUUUUCAUUAGGGGUAGUGGAAACUUCGGCGGCCAGAAGAAGGGCGGCGACCGCGGCGCUGCGACCAAGGCGCACGCGCCGCCGCAGCGCGCGCCCGAUGUUGUGGUUGAGGAGAAGACUACUGAAGAACAGGCAGCUAUCUACCGUCUCUCGGGCGACCUCAACCCGCUGCACAUUGACCCGCAGUUCAGCAAGGUUGGCGGCUUCGACACACCGAUUCUGCACGGCUUGUGCUCAUUUGGUAUCUCGGGCAAGCACGUGCUGCAGACGUUUGGGCCGUUCAAGAACAUCAAGGUCCGCUUUGCGGGUGUUGUUCUCCCCGGUCAGACACUGAUUACCGAGAUGUGGAAGACAGGGAAUACGGUUGCGUUCCAGACCAAGGUCAAGGAGACUGGCAAGCUUGCCAUCUCGGGCGCUGGUGCGGAGCUGCUCGGUGGUGGAAGCAAGUUGUAG